AUGGCUUCUGCCACCCCAUCACAUCCUUCUACCAAAGAGACCUCUAAUUAUGCUUGGCUCUGUUGCCUUCUUGUUGAUGUUGGAUCAUGUGUGCUGAGGGAGAUCUUUGACAGAAUAUGUCCACCAGGAAAUCUUCACACAGUUCUGAAUGAUCCCAAAAAUCAUGCAAAAUUGCAAACACUGCGAAAGAAGAGAGUCCUGAGUACCUCCCAGUGGCGAAAACUGUAUCCUGCUUUCAAAUCUUCAGUUUGCUCAAGGGACUUUGACACGUCCCUACUGGUAUUUCUUCUGAGGAAUAUCUGGGGUCUGCCUCUCCCUGCCUCUGGCCAGAAUGACCUUUCUCUGGUAACAGACACCACUCCAGCAGCUGACAUCACUCGCAUCAAGAUCCUCAGAGACAGGGUUUACAGCCAUGUUUCCAGUGGUUCAGUUGAUGAUUCAACCUUCAUUUCCUACUGGAAUGACAUCAAAGACACCUUUCAGCGUAUUGGUGGGGUCCGCUAUCAGGACAUUAUUAAUGAUCUUAAAAUUGAUUGUAUGGAUGCUGAUACUCAGAAGGACUACCAGGAGCUUUUCAGAGAGUGGUUGAAGGAUGAAGACUGCAUCACAGACAAGUCACAUGAAGAUGAAAUGAUAAAAAAGGCCAGGUGGGAAAAUGACCCUGAGGGUUCCAUUGAGAUAUACGAACAAAGUUCAGGGAAGGAAGGUUUGUGCACUUUACUUUUGUUGAUUUUAAGGUUUAAACUUUCUAUGUUGUAUCAACAAUGUUAGAUAUAGUGGAUCAUGAAAUAAAAGGAAUUACUUCCAAAAUUUUUGUUUGGAAAGUCAUAAUAUUAUGUACACUGUAUAUCAAAAUGAAGUUUUGUGUAUUUUUUUUCUUGAUGAUGUGAAUGAAUAUUAUUAUAUGAAAAAUUCAUGGCUGAGGUAUAAUUUUGUACUGAAGAUGAUAGAUUUUAAUCCUAAUUAUUUGAGUGAAAGAUGAUGUUACUCAGUGAAUGAUACCACCAAUGCAAACUCAGAGAAAAAAGGGGAGCACUCAGAGGUGUUUUUUUUUCUUCAAGUAUACCUGUCUAAUUUUGUACUGUUUAAUCAGUUAGUGUGGACUUAAAAUGUUUUAUGCAGGGUCAAGGAUGCAUUGACUUAAUUGUUAUUCAUAACUUGUUUUCUUUUCUUUUUCUUCACUGCAGUCUUUUGAUUUUCAUUUGGAUCAGCCACUAAGUUUUAAUAAAUGAAUGGAAACAAAAAAAAUAUUAAAAACUACAUUCUUCUUUUCCAGAAGCAGUCAUGAUACCAGGGGAAAAUAUGUCAGCACAGAAUAGCAAUGCAAGCCCACCAGAGCUCAAUGUUACACUUCCAUUGAUGAGUGAUCUUCCUGAAACCUCAUUUGCUUGGAGCAAUGUUGAACUUCCUGUUGAUAUUCUUUUAUUAACAGCGGAGGACUGUGAGUUCUUAAGUUGCUUUGCUUACCUGAAGGAACCCUUUAAGAGUUACCACAUCAGUUCUGGCUAUGUGUACUUUGGGUGCAUGGGUGAUGAUCAAGGAAAGAAAAUGAAAAUUGCAUUGAUGAGGUGCUCCAAAGGUCCUGAUGUUCCUGGGGGUUCUUUGUCUGUUUCAAAAGAUGCCAUCUUACUACUGAGACCCAAGGCUAUUUUUUCUGUUGGUGCCUGCAGUGGUUUGAACAACAAAAAGAUCAAGUUAGGCGAUGUGGUUGUUUCAGCAAAGCUGAUAAUAGCUGCACACAAGACUCCUCCCAGCAGAGAUAUUGGUAACCUGAUCAAACAUGUGGCUGAUGGGUGGAAGGCACCUUUACAAAAUGCUGAUGAAUAUGCUGCCAAAGUGCACUGUGAUGGAGUGGUUCUGAGUAUCUCAGAAGGAAAGAAAGAUAUAACUGGUCAACAUCCUGAAGCAAUUGCAGUUGAAAUGGAAGGUGGAGGUGAGAAUCAUAAUAAUUCAAAUAAUUGAUAAGCCAAGAAUUUUUGCACAUGUAGCAAAAGUGUUUUGAAAAACACUUCUCUGGCAUUGUCUCUGCUGGUACAAGAAAUAGCUUAUACCAUAUAACAUGCCCAGUUUGCAGGAAUUAUAUAUUGUGUAUUUAAAGUGAUUUGAUGUUUGGCAGGUGAAGGUGACUAAGACUUCUUCUGGAUAACUAAAUUGAAUGUGCUCCAUCAGGAUGUCAUGAAUUUUUUUAAAAUUUGUGGCAUGAAAAUUGUAAAAAGUAUUUUGUUAAAUAGUUUGAGAGCUGAGGAAUAGUAUCACAGUCCCUGUUAACCCUGAAACUCCCAUGGGUGACCAAGACAGAAUUUCUCCUUACAGUAUCAAUAAUUAUGAUAACAAGCAGACAAGUAAUGGGAAAAGGAAAAAGUGUGAAUUAGGGGAUUAUUGGUUGAUCCAAAACUAAAUUCUCCUAACUAACAUUAUAGGAAUUUUUUAUGACAUACAUUAACCCUUUAAAUCCUAGAAGUGAUUAACAUGUAACUUCUCCCUGUAAUGUCCACACAUUAUCCAGCAAACAGUUGGUGAGAAUACUGAAACUCAUCAGUUACGAGUUAUUACCUUGAUCAAACAUCAAAUUCUUGUAACCAAUUUACAAGGAAAUGUGUAGCAGGUAGAAGGAGAAUUGACAAUAAGAUCUUGGGAGUUUAAGGGUUAAAGAGAAUUACUAAAUAGAUCUUAAGUGUGAAAGGGUUAACUCUUACUGACAAAAGUUUGUCAUUUGAGAAAUGUUGAAAGUUACUUAUGAAACAAGACAAAGCCUGAAGAAUAAUUUUACAGUCUCAGUGUAAAUUUUUUUAAAUUACUGGUUGAAAACAAGUAGGUUUCUGUUCCAACUUAUGUCUUUCUGUAAUGUGCAUGUUUACAAGCAGCUAGAGUGUGAAUCUUCUUGAGCUUUGAUUGAACAAUUAUUUCAAGGAUGUUAAGAAAAUAAGCUUAAUAUAAUAUAAUAUAGUUAGCAGACAUGAGUGUUUUUUUUUCAGGAGUGUAUGCAGCAGCCCAUGAUUUUAAGACAGAAUGGUUGGUAGUCAAGGGCAUCAAAGACUUUGUAGAGGAAACACAGUCUUCUAGCGAGAAAUGGAAACAAAUUGCCUGUGUGAUGGCAGCUUCUGUUGUGGCCAACAUUUUGAAUGAUCCAGUCAUAGUUCAAGAUUGGCCUCACUUUAAUGCAGGUAUUGCUUCCUGUCUCAAUCUUGUCUUUUUACAAGGAUAGGUCUGACUUAGAUCUAAGUUCCCACAGCAUAUUCUUUUAUGGAUUAUAAAUCAAGAUGAUUUAUUUAGUGAUUGUUCACAAAUAGGAAAUUAAGUCACCCAUAUUUUGAGUUAACAUUCCAGUAGCUUAAACAAGGCCUCUUUACCCUUUAACUCCAAAGAUCUUGUUAAUAAUUCUCCUUACUGUCUGCCAAAUGAUUCUCAUUAUGUUAGUUUGGAGAAUGUGGUAUCAGAUCAACUAGUAAUCCCAUAAUUAUUAUUUUUCUUUAUUCUCAUCACUUGUCUGCAUGAUAUUGUAUAGAUAUAGUAAGGAGAAAUUCUGUCUUGGUCACUCAUGGGAGUGGUGGGAGGAAAAAACUUGUAGUUUAAUUGAGUGAUGUAAUGAUGAAUAACAAUUCACUCCAUGAGCCUGGUGAACUGGCCUGUAUUCUAUAGUUAGCUUGGUUUAUGUAACACCACCAAACUAUGGAGAAUUCAGAGGCUAAUGACAUCUGCCAAAGUGAUUUGAAGUUAUUUUAAAUUUUAGUUCUUGGGCCAAUAGGCGACAAAUCAAAUUGUUUUAAACUAAAAAAAUUGAUUUAUCCAAUACUGCAUGUGCGAUUGUAUUUUGAUGUUGAAACUAUUGGAAUGGAUGGGGAAGUGAUAAAUGCCAGCACACAUGUUUAUGGUUUUUUUAUUUUUUAACCUUUUAUGGAACCUGACAUGUUAUUAGUUUGAGAUGAAUAAAUCAGAUUUCAAGUAAAUUUCUUAAGUAAAUUGGUUUAAAGAGACAACAUUACUUUUUUGUUUAUUAAUUCAUUUAGGUGCCAAUGAAUUACCCUCUCAAGGUAAGUCCAACAUGUUUUGAUGAGUGUAAUAAUAGUGAACAUGUGAAUGAUAAUGAUAAACAGUGAACUUAUAUGCCACUAUUUUAACUCUCAUAAUCAGAUACUGUAAUCAAAUGUUGAUCCAGGAUUUUUUUUUGAGAGAAGGGGGUCAAUUUUUGUUUAGAAAACACAGGCUUUUUUUUUUUUUUUAAUCUGAAACCACAAUAGGCCAAGACUUAUGUCUAGAAAAGUAAUUGUUAAAUGCUUCAUAUUGGAUAGUAAUAUGUGAUCCUGUUGUUUCAAGAAUUUGGGUGUCAGACAGGUGGAUCUGAUGGGGGUAGAACAAGGACCUCUUGGAGGGGGGGGGGGGCCUUCCUCCCCAAACCACCACCGAUUUUUAACUAUUAUAGGGUCCAUGAGUUGGGGCUCUGAUAUCCAAUACUGGAAUUGUUUCUCUGUUAGACACUCGACUUUGAAAUUUACAUUCAAGACCAGGCUUCCAAGGUGUACAACUAUUUGUGGUAUUAAUGUGCCUUUAGUUUGUUAUACUUUUUUCAUCAAUAAGAGUUAGACCAAUAUAGCCUAAAAUCUUUGUCUUAAGAUCCUGUGUGUUAAUUGAGCUGCCCUCAAAACAGUUAAACCCAUUGGAGCAAGAGAGAAAGUACUUAAACUACUAUCCUUGUGUUCAUAUUAUUUAUUAAGUUUGUUCCUUUUUUUAAAUUUCAGCCGUAAGUGCCUAUACUUCAGCUUUAAAGUCUUCAAUUAUUGGCCAAACGGAGUUCCAACCCAAACUGCUUGCCUCUCGCACGAUUUCCAACGCGAAGACAGACGAAAUAUUCACUAAUCUUCUCAUACAACAUGGAAGAAAAGCCCUGAUCAUGAGUAACAAUGACGAGACAUAUUAUUCAAGAAGUGAAGAGCUUGAGUACUACGGAAAAGUCAGCGGUACCCCAGUCAAGCACGCUAGUGAAAUAUUUCUUGGCGUGAUUGAUGAUCAGGAGAGUGCUAAUUCUAUUCUUGUCGUUGGAAAAGCAGGGAUUGGGAAAUCCCUGUUUUGCCAAAAGGUGAUUCGCGAUUGGGCCAACAACGAAUUAUUUCAAGCACGAGAAAACACCGAAAUCCCCAAUUUAAAGUUUGUGUAUUUGCUUACUUUCCGUCAAUUGAAUUUGCUUGAAAAUAACUGUGUGACUUUAAGAGAAAUCUUAAAUUGUUGUUCGGCUCUGGAUGACAAAUGUAACAUUGAUGACUCUACAUUUGAGUACAUUUUAAAGCAUCCCAAGGAAGUUAUGAUCAUCCUCGACGGCUAUGAUGAGUAUUCACAGCAAGAUUACAUCGCUGGAAACUUAGAAGAACAGCAUCCCAAUGACGCUAGACGUAAAAUGCCGGUGGCCGCAUUAUGUUCAAAACUCAUCAAAGGAAAAAUCUUGAAAGAGACUAUCGUCAUGAUUACCUCGCGGCCUGAUGAAUCGGACAAGAUGGGAGGAAUCCGUUUUAAACGAUACGUGGAAAUUGCGGGGUUUUCGUCAGAACAAGUGAAAGAGUACAUUGAGAAAUACUUCAAGAACAACGAAAAUAUGAAGAACGCUGUAAUUAAACAUGUCACGGACAAUGAGAACCUUGUCAGUUUUGCUCAUAUUCCUAUGCUCUGUUAUCUGUUGUGCUUCGAGAUGGAGUAUACCCUUGCUGAAUCAGAAAAUCCUGAUGACCUUCCUGUCUCAACAACCGACAUUUACACCAAACUUGUUGAUAUCUUUGAACUUAAGCAUUGCGCCGAGUCAGAAUACAGACAGAAAGAAAUUCCUGAGCAAUUCAAGCCCCCUUCUGUCAUCAAGAACACAUUAGACAAAUUAUCAGAACUAGCGGCUAAACUGCUGCUUGCAGAAAAGGUAACUUUUGAUGAAAAGGAGAUGGAAGGUGAGUUUGAGCUGGAAGAAGUCAACAAACUGAAAGGUAGCGGUCUUCUUUACUGUGGUCAGCCUUUCAGGACUGCACUGAUUACAACCACGAAGCACUUUAGCUUCACACAUCUAACCGUCCAAGAAUUCUUGGCUGCUCGUUGGUUUGUUAAGGAAAAUUGUGUUCCAUACAAACCAUGCUCUGAAAUGGUUUUCCAAUUCAUGGCUGGUGUGUUGUCAAAUGAAGGAAACGAGAAACUGAUGGAAAAAUUAUUAGAUUCAUUCUUUAUGCAUCGUAAUCUUCAAAUGAGGUGUCUGAAUGAGUAUCAAAACAAAGAAUUUGCCAAAAAAUUCAUCAGGAAUAAUCCGCAAGCCUUUCGUAAUUUAGACGGCGUCAUGGCUUUUAAGGAUUUUUCUGAUGUGGACUGCAUUGGAGUAUCAUUUGUGUUGGACAUUAUCAGUGAACUAAAUAAAGAGGAAGCUGGAGAGGCACAACACAAAUGUUCUGAUGAGUUCGUCACAGUUGAGGAGUUAAAACUUAGCGAAUCACAGCUAACACUGUCUGGAAUACAACGAGUCUGUAAUUCACUGAACAAUGAACACUGUCUUGUGUGUGAACUGAACUUAGUCUACAUUUACUUGACUGAUGAAUGUGUUGAUGUUAUUAAUAGAUUAGUAGUAAGGAAGUUAACCACAUUAAGUCUAGUGACCACUAAUAUCACUAAUACCGGUGUGGCCAGUCUAUGUGAAGCUUUACAGCAUCCAAGCUGUAAGCUAACCACACUAAAUCUGGAGGGUGGUUCUAUCACUGAUACCGGUGUGGCCAGUCUGUGUGAAGCUUUACAGCAUCCAAGCUGUAAGCUAACCACACUAAAUCUGCAGGGUGGUUCUAUCACUGAUACCGAUGUGGCCAGUCUGUGUGAAGCUUUACAGCAUGCAAGCUGUAAGCUAACCACACUAAAUCUGCAGGGUGGUUCUAUCACUGAUACCGGUGUGGCCAGUCUAUGUGAAGCUUUACAGCAUCCAAGCUGUAAGCUAACCACACUAAAUCUGCAGGGUGGUUCUAUCGCUGAUACUGGUGUGGCCAGUCUGUGUGAAGCUUUACAGCAUCCAAGCUGUAAGCUAACCACACUAAAUCUUCAGGGUGGUUCUAUCACUGAUACCGGUGUGGCCAGUCUGUGUGAAGCUUUACAGCAUCCAAGCUGUAAGCUAACCACACUAAAUCUGCAGGGUGGUUCUAUCACUGAUACCGAUGUGGCCAGUUUAUGUGAAGCUUUACAGCAUCCAAGCUGUAAGCUAACCACACUAAAUCUGCAGGGUGGUUUUAUCACUGAUACCGGUGUGGCCAGUCUGUGUGAAGCUUUACAGCAUCCAAGCUGUAAGCUAACCACACUAAAUCUGCAGGGUGGUUCUAUCACUGAUACCAGUGUUGCCAGUCUAUGUGAAGCUUUACAGCAUCCAAGCUGUAAGCUAACCUCAAUAAAUCUGGGGAUUAGUGCUAUGACUGAUAUCGGUGUUGUCCAUCUAUGUGAAGCUUUACAGCAUCCAAGCUGUAAGCUAAACACACUAACUCUA
Molecule: messenger RNA, 7480 nt
Organism: Pocillopora meandrina
Lineage: Eukaryota; Metazoa; Cnidaria; Anthozoa; Scleractinia; Pocilloporidae
Source: the annotation of a GenBank genome assembly